AGCGAAUCUAGAGAGAGGCUGAGAACUCAACACCCACCUCUAAAACAUCUGACUCUCUCUCUCUCUCGCUCGCGCGCGCGCGAAGUGGAAGACGAAGGGGGAGCUCCGAUGGCAUCUCCCUCCAAAUCUUGACCCUUAUCUCUUCGUGAACUCCAUGGCGUCCAUCUCGGCCUGCCUCGCCAUCACGGCCAGUGAUCGCCGCGUCUUGCGGCCCUCCUUCUUCCGUGGGCAUGCCCUUUCACUUUGCCGGAGAUGGCCGGAUGGCCGCCUCGGACAUGCUUUACGGUUCCGGAAUCGAAAGGACAUUUGCCUUCCUGUCAGAGCCGGCCUCCAAGCCUCGGCCGAUUUCAAGCCCGGCGCUCGCGUCGAGAGCGAUAGGCUGCCUUCGGUCGUCCGCAAGCGGGCCAUGGAGGCCAUUGAGUCGUCCGGCGGAAGAGUGACCAUCGGAGACGUUGCCAGCAGGGCCGGUCUCAAACUCGACGAAGCAGAGAGAGCACUUCAAGCGAUAGCGUCUGAUACUGGAGGGUUCUUAGAGGUCUCUGAUGAAGGUGAUGUUCUUUAUGUCUUCCCAAGGGAUUAUCGAUCAAAACUUGCUGCAAAGUCUGUUAGGAUGAGAGUGGAACCUCUGCUGGAGAAAUCAAAGGCUGUUGCUGAAUAUUUGGUUCGGGUAUCAUUUGGAACAGCAUUAAUUGUCUCGAUUGUUCUUGUUUACACCACAAUUAUUGCCCUUGUUUCCAGUAGAAGUGAUGACGAUGGCCGUGGGAGACGAGAAAGAGGCUACAGUCCUGGUUUUGCUUUUUAUUUUCGGCCAUCGGAUUUAUUUUGGUACUGGGAUCCAUAUUUCUAUCGGAGGCGACAGAUGAGAACAGAUGAUGGGAUGAAUUUUGUUGAAUCUGUAUUUUCUUUUGUUUUUGGUGAUGGAGAUCCUAAUCAAGGGAUUGAAGAAGAGAGAUGGAAAUUGAUUGGUCAGUACGUAUCUUCUAAUGGUGGUACUGUAACAGCUGAAGAACUUGCUCCAUAUCUUGAUGUGCUACCUGUGGAGGAAACAAAGGAAGAUGAAUCGUUUAUAUUGCCUGUCCUGUUACGGUUUGAUGGAUAUCCUGAAGUUGAUGACAAGGGUAAUAUUGUCUAUAAAUUUCCGUCAUUACAAAGAACUGCCUUGUCCCAAGGGGUGGGAAGAAAGGAGUAUGUUGGGAGAAGGUGGAAUGAAUGGGUAGGAGGAGUUGAGAAAUUUUUUAAGGAGAAGAAAUGGCCAUUCAGUAAAACAGGAAAGUCAGAGAGGGCUAUGGUUAUUGGAUUGGGUGCCCUUAACCUAGUUGGAGUCAUCAUUUUAAGCAGCAUGUUGAAGAAUGUGGGAAUCACGAGAGGGGGAUUUAUUUCAUUCGUCAUGGACAUAUUUCCACUUCUUCAGGUUUAUGCAGCCUCUUUCUUUGCAAUUCCGCUUUUCCGGUGGUUUUUGGUUAGAAAAACAAAUGGGGAAAUAGAAAAAAGAAACAAAGCAAGAGAACAGUGGGCUCGGGUACUUGAAAUGCCUGACCCACCCCUCAGACAAAAGCUGUCCAGUGCACGGGACAUGGCAAAGCGAACUGUCAUUGGACGGGAUCGUAUCGUCUAUAGUACUGAGAAGGAUUUCUCCGAUCAGGACUAUGAAGCCAGAGAUUGGGACCGCAGGUUUAGAGAAUUGGAGACGUAUGACCAAUAGAACAAUCAAAUCAGGUGAUUUUUAUAGCCAACUAAGAAACUGUACAGCCCGAUGUAAUGUUUCUUACAGGAGAGAUCCAGCACGAGCAGAAUCACCACUCAUGGUUGGAGAGGACUCAGCUCAGUUUGGGUUAAUCCAUUGAAAAUGUAAAUCGUGACCACCAUAAUCUGAGGAAUGCUAAGUUCCACAUAAUUUAGACUUACACCACCUCGAUUGCUAAGGUAUUGUGGAAGGAGCGCUUGGUCAUCAGAAGAUGCAUGUAAUUGUUUAUGUAUUUAGUUAUUUCCUUUCCGUCUUUGCGCAA
This is a messenger RNA of Nymphaea colorata (pocket water lily), 2006 nucleotides long. RefSeq lists its product as uncharacterized. Gene Ontology annotation, cellular component: chloroplast envelope. The transcript has 13 exons. The coding region runs from base 155 to 1702 and encodes 515 amino acids. NCBI's taxonomy places the organism in Eukaryota, Viridiplantae, Streptophyta, Magnoliopsida, Nymphaeales, Nymphaeaceae. The record is from RefSeq and is a predicted model, not a curated record.